This is a messenger RNA of Salvelinus namaycush (lake trout), 2869 nucleotides long. RefSeq names its product leptin receptor overlapping transcript like 1 (gene leprotl1). Gene Ontology annotation, cellular component: endosome. The coding region runs from base 282 to 677 and encodes 131 amino acids. The transcript has 4 exons. The record is from RefSeq and is a predicted model, not a curated record. Lineage: Eukaryota; Metazoa; Chordata; Actinopteri; Salmoniformes; Salmonidae. Gene Ontology annotation, biological process: negative regulation of growth hormone receptor signaling pathway; late endosome to vacuole transport via multivesicular body sorting pathway.
AAAUGGCUAAAGAAAAAAAGUGAAGAACCCGCAUGCAUUUAAAAAGACAAACAUCAUAAUUAGCAAACGUAUUUAGAUACAGGGUGGGUUUCAGCAUACACAUUGAUUAGUCAGAUUAUCUAUUUUAUAUGUUCUUCUUGAUUGAUGGGAUUCCGCGCGUGCGUAUUGCUAGAUACAGACACAGCUCUGUGGGUGAAAUCGAAUUCACGGACUGUUUGAUGCAGUACUAAUAAGGGUGUAUUGUUGUCGUGGACUGUGUGACGAGUUUAUGUCCUACAGAAAUGGCCGGGAUUAAAGCUCUGAUCAGCCUGUCCUUUGGUGGGGCUAUUGGCCUCAUGUUCCUGAUGCUAGGAUGUGCUCUUCCAGUGUAUGAUAAAUACUGGCCCUUGUUCCUCCUCUUCUUCUACAUCCUCGCCCCAAUCCCUUACUGCAUCUCCCGGAGAAUUGUUGACGACACAGACUCGGCCAGCAAUGCCUGCAAAGAGCUGGCUUUAUUUCUCACAACGGGCAUAGUGGUUUCAGCCUUCGGCCUGCCCAUCAUUUUCGCAAGAGCUGAUGUUAUUGCCUGGGGAGCAUGUGCGCUUGUGUUAACAGGCAAUGUAGUCAUCUUCGCAACCAUUCUGGGAUUCUUUUUGGUGUUCGGCACAAACGACGACUUUAGUUGGCAGCAGUGGUAAAAUUGGGGUGUGGUGGGGCUAAGUCAGAAUUGUUUAUUACUAGCAUUGUUAUUAUUAUUGUUAUGAUUGUAAUUAUUGUUUGUUGUUAUUUAUAUGACUGCCCGUCCAUAGACACACGAAACCAGUGCAAUAAUCUGUUUUAACUGUCAUGCGGAAUGUCAGACUGACUUCAGGUGGAUGUGCUGACUUUCAUUUUGACUUUUAUUUUUGGCUCCAUGUUUGUGAGUCUUCUCCCUUCAUGUACUGUACAGGCUUAUUUUUUGAGAGUUGCGAUAAAAUAUUGUUGAGAUCAUAAAUGCCCAUCUAAUCUGUGCAAAUGCAAAAAUGUCCACCUGGACUCAGAUUGACCUAUGGAAGGGGUCUUUGGCUAUUGGUUUGGGAUUUUUUUCCAUUGUCUGAAGGUUGGAAGCUUUUUUCCUGUGACAAAGAUAUCUUACUGAUAAAAGAUAUGUAACUUUGGGAGUGAGGGUAUACAGUAGCAUGCUGGUCAGUUUCGAGGGGAUAGUCUCCCCUUCCAAGUGCUGACAUGAAGCUGAAGCACUGGAUAUUUUGCAUGGAGUAAAGGUUGUUUUUGAAGAGCACAUUGAAAGCUGAACGCCUGUGAGUUUCUCUCAGCUUGAAACCAUUCAAUAUGAAGGUAGAUACAGCAUAUAUUGAUAAAAUGCAUUAUCCAAUGCACUGUCCCCCAUUGCAGUGAUCAAAUUCGAAUGACUCGCCUAUUCACCGACAUUAAUUUGAUACAGGCCUCUUGUGUUUGGUAGUUUAGCGUAGCGUAGCAUAUUCUGCCCCUUUUGAAAAUAGUCUAGAAGUCAUUGUAACCCUGUGUCAUCUUUUCUCUUUAGAAUAGAGUCAUCAAAAACCUUGGUCAGACAGCCCAGGAUUAAGGCUAGCCGGCGUGAAAUGUGGCCAACUUAAGAUCUAGGCUACUUAUAACCCGGGUCACUAAUACCGCUAGCCCUAGAUUUACCAGGUAUCCAAGAGACCAAUUGGUUUCUAUACCAGUAAUUGGAAACCAAGGCUGCACUGUAGUUAUAUUUCACAGAUAAAUGUGGAUGAACCCUAGUUUUUACCAAGGCAUAUCAUGUUUUGUUCUAUAUUUAGUACAUCUGCACUAAGAUGUUUUCCCGUCCUCUCCCUGAAGGAAAUCAAUUCGCCGUAUAGGUCUAAACUACUUUUAUUGUGGUCCUUGUAUACUUGCAUUGGGUGUGCUGAUACCAUACAUUCACUCAGUGUAGUUUGCCAUUAGUUAAAGGUCUCAGAGGACUGUGUCCUGAGCUGUGAAGCUUGCUGUUACAUUUAACUGAACUAGUUGUAGCUAAGCAAGGUAUUAAGCAUCUGUCACCCCGUGUGCACUGGCCUGUUUAGCUGGGUGGAAAGGUUGCGUGUUUAAGAUCUCUUUGUUUUUAUUUUGCAGAUGGAGCAGUUAUCUGUGAAAAGUGGUCUCUGGAAGAGGCAACAAACAAAAAAAGACUGAAAUCCAUCUAAAAAUAUUCCAGAAGUAAUCGGAAGCACUGAUUCAUCCGGUAUCUCUUUCUGUCUCACUCAGAUUGUGAGUAAGUUUGUCAACUUCUUAUUUCCAGUCUUCCAGAGACCACAACCUCCAUGAAGAUAGUGAUCAUAAUGAAAACCCUUUUGCACCUUUUUUGAGUUUAGUUGAACUUUUUAAAUAAUCAUUGUUACCUUGAUUAUCAAAGGUAAUGUUACAACAAAUGGCUUUUUGUGUUUUUGUUAUCCUUUUAUGUAAGUAAAGUUUAAACUUUCCAUACAUCAAAACAAAUGAUAAAAUAUACAUUUGUGCCUACAGCAAUGCACUGAUGGCAUAUCUACAGUUUUUGGACAUCCAGGGUAGGCUAUUCAUAGCAUUUUGAACCACAAUUUAAGCAUUAUAGACCGAGUAUUGCUUAGUGAAAGUUUGAGAAAUGUACAAAGAAUUUCAAUAUAAUUCUAUCAAACAAAUGAACACACACAAACUGCAUAAUCAGGUCAUUCUAGUCAUGGGAUGGGUUUGUCACUGAUCUCUUUUGUGAAAGAUAUGUUGUUUCACAGACCUGGAAGAAUAUUUUAUUUAUUGGUAUUAGAGGACGCUUUGUGUAGAUGUCCAAUUGCCACUUUCUAUCUACAACUGUUGUGUUCGAAGGCAGAGGUCAGCAUGGGGGUUUUCUUUUCUAAAUAAAAGCCUUUUUUGAACAUAC